AUGUCUACUCGUCGAGGUGUUGGCUUAGGGGCGUUCGCAAAUCGCUCGCAAACGACUCAGUCCUAUGCCAAUCACGGUGCGAGCCUUCGGUCGACCCAUCUAACCUCCCUUCAAACGCAACUUUCUGUCUUUCAAUCCUUGCUUCAUACGUUCGCACUUGAACAUGGAGAGACUAUCAAAUCCAACCCCACCUUUCGGGCAGAGUUUGCACGAAUGUGCCAUGCCAUUGGGGUUGAUCCGCUUGCCGCAAGCAACGUGAAGGGGAAAGGUAAGCGAGGGUUUGUUUCGGGGCUAGCUGAAGGUGGCAGCUUUUGGACUCAGGUAUUAGGUGGAGAUGUCAAUGACUUCUAUUUCGAGGUUGCAGUGAGGGUGGUAGAGUUAUGUAGGGAGACGCGGGCAGAAAACGGAGGGUUGAUCAGCGUGGAAGAAUGUCGUACUCGAGUAGCGCGGGGGAAAGCAAUCGGUGGUGGGUUGGAAGUCUCAGAAGACGACGUCCUCCGAGCCGUGAAGUCCCUUGAGCCUCUCGGGUCUGGCUUCUCCAUCAUCAAAGUCGGUAGUAAGCAAUUCGUGCGCUCAGUCCCCAAGGAGCUCAACACGGAUCAGGCUACGGUGCUUGAAGUCAUCCAACUUCUAGGCUUCGUGACAGUCUCCAUGUUGCAGCUUAAUCUGAAGUGGGAGAAAGCACGGACGCAAACCGUGCUAGACGAUCUCCUUGCUGAUGGACUUGUAUGGCUCGAUACGCAGUGCGAGGAGCAUGAGUAUUGGUCGCCACAGAAUUCACUAGAUGAGAAUGUCUGA
This is a messenger RNA of Ophidiomyces ophidiicola, 798 nucleotides long. RefSeq names its product ESCRT II complex subunit Dot2 (gene dot2). Gene Ontology annotation, biological process: protein transport to vacuole involved in ubiquitin-dependent protein catabolic process via the multivesicular body sorting pathway. The record is from RefSeq and is a predicted model, not a curated record. The transcript is spliced from 2 exons. Bases 1 to 798 code for a protein of 265 amino acids. Lineage: Eukaryota; Fungi; Ascomycota; Eurotiomycetes; Onygenales; Onygenaceae. Gene Ontology annotation, cellular component: ESCRT II complex.